Molecule: messenger RNA, 1593 nt
Organism: Adineta ricciae
Lineage: Eukaryota; Metazoa; Rotifera; Eurotatoria; Adinetida; Adinetidae
Source: the annotation of a GenBank genome assembly
AUGGACACAAACAAAUCAAAUGAAGUCUGCUCUUCUCCCAACAAGAAAAGAACAGCACAACAUCCAACCGAAUGUGAUCUCUUAGGCCACACACCUAAGAAAAACCGCGUCGAUCCUGAGGAGAUCGACACAGACAUCAAUCAGACAGUCGUCAAACAGGUGGACAAGCACACCACGGCCCCGCCAAGCUCCAAUCGCAAGUUCUCUACGGCUUAUUUCAACAAAGCCCCGGUAGCAGUUAGUAGAGUCCAUGACUCACCAUCUUCAUCCAAUAGAAAGUCACGUGAUUCAACAGAACGAAAAUUUCCCCCUUUUCGCUUACAAUUGGACUGUUCGAAAGACCAGUCAGUAUCCGAACUACAAAUUAUCAAGGCAAUCAACAAAUCAACCAAACUCAAAUGCACGUACGGGCGUUUUACCAAAUCAAAGGAGGGACAAAAUACCUUUCUAUUAUACGCCAACACUAAUUCUCAAUACGAGGUCCUUCUCAACAAAGAGAACUGGCCAAAAUCGAUCAACAAUCUGUCGUACGUGCUCGAAUUGCCAAAUAAAACACCCGCAUCGUUCUCUCUCGUUGUAUCAAACGUUCCACCACAGUGGGAUGCACUCAGCUUCGGCGAAGACCUGAAAUGUCAAUAUUCGUCGAUUAUUAGAACUGUGAGAAUGUACAGAAAUGGUGGCUAUCCACUACAAAAAGUGAGAAUUGACUUCGCUUCGUUCAAGGAAGUCUCAGAUCUUCUCAAGGCUAAGCGUCUGCUAGUGGAAGACAGCAACAUCUCGUUUCCUGUCGAACCUUACAUACAACCUACCAGAGUACUGCGCUGUUAUGUGUGUCAAGCCUACGACGAUCACAUUUCUGCUCACUGUCCCAACAGGAAUGAUCCAAUUUGUUUCCGCUGUGCGCAACACCACCCACACAACCCAAAGUGUGACAAUCCUAUUAAAUGCCCGCACUGCAACGGCGAUCACAUGGCAGGUAACCCGAACUGUCCGGCGAAGUUGGCCAAACGCAAAGAGAUUAAUGCCCUUCGCAAAAUUAACAAUGAAUCAAAUGCCGCAUCAGCCACGUCCAGUGCAAAUCCUCGAUCAAGUACCACAAAAAGCUCCACGACUGCGUGGCAAACUACGCCGUCCAGCAAUCCGGUGCUGAGUGAAAGCCCGAUGAACAACUCAAACGUUGGUGGUCGUAAUUACUCGGCUGAAGCUGACUCCUCCACUCAGAACAUCAUGUCGUUACUUGACAAGAUCAACACCUCGGUUAUGGAAGUAAAUCAGCAACAACAGCACUUAUCGAACAAAUUCGAAUCGUGGGACGAGCUCCUCAACCUCAACCAAAAGAAAACUCAGCUGAUCCAACACUGCAUGAACGACAUGAUCAUCCCACUCAUGUGUGAGAUGGUAAAUCUUCUCUACUCCAAAGGUAACGGUUCAAACUGCAAAAAACUUCGCACGCAUAUGGACAAGCUCACGGAAUUCGCUGUCAAGCAUCUUUGUCCAACGGUGACCGGUGAUUAUUCAAGUUCUCAAAUCGAUCCACAGUUUACCGAAUUAUCGACGACAAAAUCUGCCGCCUUCAAUAAUCAUGAAUCCUAA